Molecule: messenger RNA, 1095 nt
Organism: Triticum turgidum subsp. durum (durum wheat)
Lineage: Eukaryota; Viridiplantae; Streptophyta; Magnoliopsida; Poales; Poaceae
Source: the annotation of a GenBank genome assembly
AUGAUCUUACCUUCAGUCACUACACAUUUUUCCCCCAAACGGCCAUGCGUCCGGACUCCGGGUUCCACUGUUAACGGUGGAUCAGGCUAUUGCAAGUAUGGCUGGAGCAAGUAUGCUGCUCCUUCUGGGCGUUGUGCUACUUUUCUGGAAUUUGGUAACAUUGAGUCCCCUAUGCAUGCAAGACUUCGUCACUUUUUCUCGACAAUCUAUAACAGGAUGCAUGUAAAGCCUUCUGCUCGACCAAUUGUUGUUGCCCUUCCCCUCUGCCACUCCGAUGAUACCGAGGCUGCUAGGGCCUCAAGAAAGCAAUACAAGGAGACAUUGUACUCGGUUUUGUUCGACAUGAAUGUUCCUGCUGUUUGUGCUGUUGAUCAAGCACUCCUAGCUUUGUAUGCUGCUAGACGAACCUCUGGUAUUGUUGUCAACAUUGGAUUCAAUGUCACAUCCGUUGUGCCCAUCUUUCAAGGUAGGGUGAUGCGUGAGAUAGGCAUUGAAACUGUGGGGCAAGGUGCUCUGAAACUUACUGGAUUUCUAAAGGAGCUAUUGCAGCGAAGGAAUAUUUCUUUUGAAUCACUGUACACUGUUCGGACAAUCAAGGAGAAAAUUUGCUACGUCGCGGCUGAUUAUGAAGCAGAACUAUGUAAGAACACACAAGCUUCCUGUGAGGUGGAUGGUGAAGGGUGGUUCACUCUAUCAGAAGAAAGAUUCAAGAUGGCAGAAAUCCUUUUCCAGCCCCAGAUUGGAGGAGUUCGUGCUAUGGCUUUGCACAAAGCGGUAUCCCUAUGCAUGGAUCACUGCUACAAUUAUGAGGUGCUCUGUGACCACAGCUGGUUCAAGACGGUGGUUUUAGCUGGUGGAUCGUCGUGCUUACCUGGUUUGCCAGAGAGGCUUGAGAAAGAGCUCCACAAACUUCUUCCUCCAUACAUCUCAGAAGGAAUAAGGGUUCUGCCUCCUCCAUUCGGCACAGACACCGCCUGGUUCGGUGCAAAGAUGAUCGGCACUGUGAGCACUUUCUCGGACGCAUGGUGCAUAAACAAGAAGCAGUUCCGCCAGAAGUCACGCCACAGUGGUUCGUCCUUAGUGAAUAUGAAAUAA